Molecule: messenger RNA, 1587 nt
Organism: Pan troglodytes (chimpanzee)
Lineage: Eukaryota; Metazoa; Chordata; Mammalia; Primates; Hominidae
Gene: IQCF3
Product: IQ motif containing F3
Exons: 6
Coding region: 1068-1532 (154 amino acids)
Molecular function (GO): calmodulin binding
Source: RefSeq, a predicted model, not a curated record
UAUGUGUAGGUUUGUUAUAUAGAUAAACUCGUGUCAUAGGGGUUUGUUGUACAGAUUAUUUCAUCACCCAGGUACUAAACCUAGUACUCAAUAGUUACUUUUCUGCUCCUCUCCCUCCUCCCACCCUCCACCCUCAAAUGGUCCCCAGUGUCUGUUGUUUCCCUUUGUGUCCAUAAUAAUUCUCAUUAUUUAGCUCCUGCUUCUAAGUGAGAAUAUGUGGUACUUGGUUUCCUGUUCCUGUGUUGGUUUACUAAGCCACUAUGAGUCCUGGACAGCCUGCAGAACCGUGAGACAAUUAAACCUCUUUUCUUUAUAAAUUACCCAGUCUCAGGAUCUUCUUUUUCCUUGAUGUUCUGAAGCUACAAGAUGACUUCCAAUACCAUGUUGAAUAGGAGUGGUGAGAGAGGCCAUCCUUGUCUUGUGCCAGUUUUCAAGGGGAAUGCUUUCAGCUUUUGUCUGUUCAGUAUGAUGUUGGCUGUGGGUUUGUCAUAUAUGGCUCUUAUUAUUUUGAGGUAUGUCCCUUCAGUACCUAGUUUAUUGAGAGUUUUUAACAUGAAGAGAUGUGAAUUUCAUCAAAAGCUUUUCCUGAAUCUAUUAAGAUAAUCAUGUGGUUUUCAUCUGUAAUUCUGUUUAUGUGAUUAAUCACAUUUUAUUGAUUUGCAUAUGUUGAACCAACCUUGCAUUCCAGGGAUGACGCCUACUUGAUCGUGGUGGAUUAGCUUUUUGAUGAACUGCUGGAUUCAGUUUGCAAGUACUUUGUUAAGGAUUUUUGCAUAAAUGUUUGUCAAGGAUAUUGACCUAAAGUUUUGUUGUUGCCAGGUUUUGGUAUCAGGAUGAUGCUGGCCUCAUAGAAUGAGCUGGGGAGGGGCCUUUCCUCCUCAAUUUUUUGGAAUAAUUUCAGUAGGAAUGGGACCAGCUCUUCUUUGUUCAUCUGAUAGAAUUCAGCUGUGGAUCCUUCUUGUCCUGCGCUUUAUUUUGUUGAGAGUUGCCCAAGGAAGUCAACAGGAGAGCCAGGUCAGGAAACAGCAACCAGAGGGAGAUGAUCACCUGAACCACUGCUCCAAACCAUGGGCAGUAAAUGCUGUAAAGGUGGUCCAGAUGAAGAUGCAGUAGAAAGACAGAGACGGCAGAAGUUGCUUCUUGCACAACUGCAUCACAGAAAAAGGGUGAAGGCAGCUGGGCAGAUCCAGGCCUGGUGGCGUGGGGUCCUGGUGCGCAGGACCCUGCUGGUUGCUGCCCUCAGGGCCUGGAUGAUUCAGUGCUGGUGGAGGACGUUGGUGCAGAGACGGAUCCGUCAGCGGCGGCAGGCCCUGUUGAGGGUCUACGUCAUCCAGGAGCAGGCGACGGUCAAGCUCCAGUCCUGCAUCCGCAUGUGGCAGUGCCGGCAAUGUUACCGCCAAAUGUGCAAUGCUCUCUGCUUGUUCCAGGUCCCAGAGAGCAGCCUUGCCUUCCAGACUGAUGGCUUUUUACAGGUCCAAUAUGCAAUCCCUUCAAAGCAGCCAGAGUUCCACAUUGAAAUCCUAUCAAUCUGAAAGGCCUGGGGCAUGGAGAACAGGCUGCACUGCCCUAAUAAAUGUCUGACCAGGU